AUGUCAUCUCCGAGAACCCUCACUCCUAUCUCAUGGUAUGUGACUGGACACAAUGAAGCCGACGGUGAAUCCGUGUUCCAUUCUGACAUCAAUACUACGCCGCCCGUGAGAAAACAACCGGACAAUAUUCAAAUCUUCGACUGCUACUUGACACAAGGGUUUCCCAUCGAUUUAAGCGGGGACAAAGACAUUCGAACAUACGAACACCUCCUCCAGAACCCUCCAGGAAUUGUGGUUCCUAAUGGCUCUGCAGCCCGGGUUGUUGAUAUCCCACCAGGCUACACCUCACCCAUGCAUCGCAGCAUGAGCUUGAACUAUAACUUUGUCAUCGAGGGAGAGGUCGAUGCCAUUCUGAGCUCGGGCGAGGUGAGGACAUUGAAACGUGGCGAUGGAAUCGUUCAGCGUGCCAUCAACCAUGCGUGGAGGAACAACAGCCAGACCGAAUGGGCGAGAAUUACUGCUGUUGUCUUGCCGGUGCAACCUUUCCAGGUUGGACCAUCGAAAGGGAACGCUUCGGGAGCCCAGGAUACGGAGCAAAAGAAAGAAUAG
Molecule: messenger RNA, 549 nt
Organism: Exophiala aquamarina CBS 119918
Lineage: Eukaryota; Fungi; Ascomycota; Eurotiomycetes; Chaetothyriales; Herpotrichiellaceae
Exons: 1
Coding region: 1-549 (182 amino acids)
Source: RefSeq, a predicted model, not a curated record